AACUAUCUCCCGGCCCUAUAUAAGGUAGUUGGCAUUCCCAUCUCGAUAAGACUUGUGCAAUAUUGAACACUCUGUUUUGACUCUACAUAAUUUCAGAUUUUUUUUCACCCAAGGCAAUGGCAACUAAAGUUUAUAUUGUAUACUAUUCUAUGUAUGGACAUGUUGAGAAGCUUGCAGAAGAGAUCCACAAGGGAGCUUCAUCUGUGGAAGGAGUUGAGGCCACACUAUGGCAGGUGCCAGAAACACUGCCAGAGGAGGUUCUUGGAAAGAUGAGUGCAGCACCAAAGAGUAAUGUUCCUAUCAUUACCGCGGCUGAGCUUGCUGAGGCGGAUGGAUUGAUCUUUGGUUUUCCGACUAGAUUUGGAAUGAUGGCUGCCCAAUUCAAGGCUUUUCUUGAUUCUACUGGAGGUUUGUGGGGAGCUCAGAAAUUAGCCGGCAAACCUGCAGGUCUUUUUUGCAGCACUGGAUCUCAAGGAGGUGGUCAAGAAACAACUGCGUUGACAGCCAUCACUCAGCUUGUUCACCAUGGUAUGAUUUUUGUCCCUAUUGGCUACACUUUCGGAGCUGGUAUGUCUGAAAUGGAGAAUAUCAAAGGUGGGAGCCCUUACGGUGCUGGAACCUAUGCUGGAGAUGGUUCGCGACAGCCUUCUGAGCUUGAGCUUGCACAGGCUUUCCACCAGGGAAAGUACAUUGCUGGCAUCACAAAGAAGCUCAAGGGAACCGCUUGAUCAGCAUAAUACCUGAUUACUAGAGUGCAUUCAACAUAAAAUUUUACUUUUCCUGAAAAAGUCGAUUAUAUUUAAACAUUCUGCAGUCAUUUGAAUCUUUCAUAUUUACAUGAAUAUUGUUCUGAAAAUUAUUACUGUAAUACAAUUCAUAUGUUUGUCUGUUUA
This is a messenger RNA of Daucus carota subsp. sativus, 893 nucleotides long. Its product is annotated as probable NAD(P)H dehydrogenase (quinone) FQR1-like 1. NCBI's taxonomy places the organism in Eukaryota, Viridiplantae, Streptophyta, Magnoliopsida, Apiales, Apiaceae. Gene Ontology annotation, molecular function: FMN binding; NAD(P)H dehydrogenase (quinone) activity. The coding region runs from base 117 to 728 and encodes 203 amino acids. The record is from RefSeq and is a predicted model, not a curated record. The transcript has 4 exons. Gene Ontology annotation, cellular component: membrane.